CACUUGUGCGUCUCUUGAUAUCUGCAAGUGUCAUCAAGCUUCUGAUUGUUGCUACGAGCGCUUGGCUACACGCUUGGCAAUCCUACAUAAAGCACAAGCUCUGUGCCAAUCGCAACUCGCAUAUAUAAAUAUCGAUAAGGAAACCUCACAACUUCCCAAUUCGAUAUAUAAAUCCGCGGAGGGCAUGACAUACACAACUAUGAUACGCGUUUAGCCUGAGAUUCAUAUCGAUUUUAUGUCGUUUGUGUCGGCUCGUGGUAGGUUAUAGUUGAUGGAAUUCUCGAUGGUGUUAUACUAGUGCCCGCUUGCUUCAUUCUUCAAGCACCCCAUACAUAUAUGGGUUGCCGAAUAGCAUCUCGACAAACCCUACAUCCCCUGACAAGUGCGGGUGGCUAAGUCGGGCCUCAGGGAGUUACUUAUUGUCAAAUGCUUGACAGCUUCCACAAAUGUGAUAGACCAAUGCCUGAUAUUGAGGAUAAAACUCAUUUGUAGAAGGUGACCACGAACUAUGGAGUUUAUGUUGAUGAUGUUGACCGGCGAUUAUGUCUUGGCCUCUAGUUUGCUGUAAUCUUACCUCCCCCUGAGCUCGGAAAGUCGCCGAUGAUAACCAUUAUAUUUCACAUGUAGAAGAGCCUCAACAUUUCUUAUUUAAAUACUGCCUUUGUAUCCCUCAAACAGUCUCUCUCCAGGGAAACAUCUUCUUCAUUAACUUCGCUUCAAGAAACUGUUUGACCACAAAUUCACCAUGGCCUCUUAUCUCACAAUUCUUACCGCUUUGGCGGCUGUCUUUGCUCCUGUCUUUGCCGCACCAGCAGCAAUACCUCAUCCGAAGAUCAAGACUCCAACCGCUGCCAAAGAAAUUGUCGCUGAUAGCUAUAUCGUUGUUUACAACACUGAUAUCACGGCAGAGGUAACCGCUAGCCAUGUUGACUUUGUAAACUCCAUUGUCGCAAAACGUGACAACGCUGUAUCAGUUGGCGCAACUUACAAAAUCAAAGACUUCGCUGGAUACCACAUUUCAGCGGAUGAGGCCACCAUUGUUGAGAUUGCCAACAAGCCAGAGGUAUGUGUACCCGAUCAGCACUACGUGACCAUAUCUGACAACUGAUCUAGGUCGCGUACGUUGAGAAAGACCAAAAGGUCUACGCCUCAACAUUAACAACCCAGUCCGGAGCUACUUGGGGUCUUGGUCGCAUUUCUCACCAUGCAAAAUCCACCACCAGCUAUAUCUAUGACAGUACAGCUGGAAGUGGUACAACUGUCUACGUUGUUGAUACUGGUGUCUAUGCUGCACACUCUCAAUUUGGUGGUCGUGCCAGUAUGGGAGCUAACUUCGUUUCUGGGUCUGCUGUAUGUACAUACCAACCCAAAUCUAGAGCUGAACAUGCUAACAAAAGCACAGAACACUGAUGAGAACGGUCACGGAACUCAUUGUUCUGGUACUAUUGGUGGUAGUACCUACGGUGUUGCCAAGGCAGCAAAGAUUGUUGGUGUCAAGGUUCUAGAUGCCUCCGGAUCUGGAACAACCGCUGGUGUUAUCUCUGGUAUUCAAUGGGUUGCUACUAACCACGUUUCUAAAUCUGUCCUUAGCAUGUCUCUUGGUGGUGGUUUUUCAUCCAGCUUGAACAGUGCAGUUGCAAGCACAAUUGCAUCCGGUGUAACCGUAGUUGUAGCUGCUGGAAACGAUAACGUAAGGCCACCUCUUCAUACAUUUUUACUUUCCACAAAUAAAUAAAAAGUAUACUGACACCCCAUCCAGGCAAACGCCGCUAACACUUCACCUGCUUCUACUCCCGAUGCCAUCACGGUCGGUGCCAUCGACACAACUGAUGCCCGUGCCUCCUUCUCAAACUAUGGUUCCGUCCUCGAUGUCUUUGCUCCAGGUGUCAACGUCCUCAGCUCAUGGAUCGGCUCUACCAGUGCUACCAACACCAUCAGCGGAACUUCCAUGGCUACACCCCACGUUGCUGGUCUCGCUGCUUACUUGAUUGCCCUUGAGGGUUUGAGCACACCUGCUGCUGUGGCCGCUAGAAUUAAGACUUUAGCAACUAGUGGUUCCAUCACUAAUGCAGGAAGUGGAAGCCCAAACCUCAUCGCCUAUAAUGGUGAUGGUGCAUAAAUGCAUAUAUUCAGAGGUGGGAGGGAAAGGGGGUAUCAGGGGUGGAUGUUAUGGCUCCGGGUAACAUUGACUUGGAAAUUUUGUCUCUUUCUCUUUGGACCAACAGAAAUUCUUUGUAGAAUGCAUACAGACUUUUAUUUAGGUGAGGCAUAGCUAGUGAGGAUAUGUAUGCCAGUUAGAAAGUUGACUCAAUCAAAACUUUAUGUAUGG
Sclerotinia trifoliorum is the source of this 2329-nucleotide messenger RNA. Lineage: Eukaryota; Fungi; Ascomycota; Leotiomycetes; Helotiales; Sclerotiniaceae. The record is from the annotation of a GenBank genome assembly.